Messenger RNA from Marmota flaviventris (yellow-bellied marmot), 1558 nucleotides. RefSeq names its product amylase alpha 2A (gene Amy2a). Gene Ontology annotation, molecular function: cation binding; alpha-amylase activity. The record is from RefSeq and is a predicted model, not a curated record. Gene Ontology annotation, biological process: carbohydrate metabolic process. NCBI's taxonomy places the organism in Eukaryota, Metazoa, Chordata, Mammalia, Rodentia, Sciuridae.
CAGAGCAAAAUGAAGUUCUUUGUGCUGCUUUCAGCCCUUGGGCUCUGUUGGGCUCAGUAUUCCCCAAACACUCAACAGGGAAGGACCUCUAUGGUCCACUUGUUUGAGUGGCGCUGGGUUGAUAUUGCUCAGGAAUGUGAGCGAUACUUAGCUCCCAAUGGAUUUGGAGGAGUUCAGAUCUCACCACCCAAUGAAAAUAUUGUUGUUAACAACCCUUCAAGACCUUGGUGGGAAAGAUACCAACCAAUUAGCUAUAAAAUAUGCACAAGAUCUGGAAAUGAAGAUGAGUUCAGAGACAUGGUGUCUAGGUGUAACAAUGUUGGUGUCCGAAUUUAUGUGGAUGCUGUAAUUAAUCAUAUGUGUGGUGAAGGGGGAGGUGCAGGAACAAGCAGUACUUGUGGAAGUUACUUCAAUGCUGGAAAUAGGGAGUUUCCAGCAGUCCCAUACUCUGGUUGGGAUUUUAAUGAUGGUAAAUGUAAAACCUCAAGUGGCGGCAUUGAGAGCUAUAAUGAUGCUUAUCAGGUCAGAGAUUGUCGUCUGGAUGGUCUUCUUGAUCUUGCCCUGGAGAAAGAUUAUGUGCGCACCCAAAUUGCCAAUUAUAUGAACCAUCUCAUUGAUAUUGGUGUAGCAGGGUUCAGACUGGAUGCUUCUAAGCACAUGUGGCCUGGAGACAUAAAGGCAAUUUUGGAUAAACUACAUAAUCUAAACACAAACUGGUUCCCUGGAGGAAGCAGGCCUUUCAUUUUCCAGGAGGUGAUUGAUCUGGGUGGUGAGGCAAUUACAAGUAGUGAGUACUUUGGAAAUGGCCGUGUGACAGAAUUCAAGUAUGGUGCAAAACUGGGCACAGUUAUUCGCAGGUGGAAUGGAGAGAAAAUGGCUUACUUAAAGAACUGGGGAGAAGGUUGGGGUUUCAUGCCCUCAGACAGAGCUCUAGUCUUUGUGGAUAACCAUGACAACCAACGAGGACAUGGAGCUGGAGGAUCAUCCAUUCUUACCUUCUGGGAUGCAAGGCUGUAUAAAAUGGCAGUUGGAUUUAUGCUUGCUCAUCCUUAUGGAUUUACACGAGUAAUGUCAAGCUACCGUUGGCCAAGAUAUUUUGUGAAUGGACAAGAUGUUAAUGAUUGGGUUGGACCACCAAAUAAUAAUGGAGUGACUAAAGAAGUAACUAUUAAUCCAGACACUACUUGUGGCAAUGACUGGGUCUGUGAACAUCGAUGGCGCCAAAUAAGAAACAUGGUUAUUUUCCGAAAUGUGGUUGAUGGCCAGCCUUUUCAAAACUGGUGGGAUAAUGGUAGCAACCAAGUGGCUUUUGGAAGAGGAAACAAAGGAUUCAUUGUCUUUAAUAAUGAUGACUGGUCAUUGUCAACAACUUUGCAAACUGGUCUUCCUGGUGGCACAUAUUGUGAUGUCAUUUCUGGAGAUAAAAUUAAUGGAGAUUGCACAGGAAUUAAAGUCUAUGUUUCCAGUGAUGGCAAGGCUCAGUUUUCUAUUAGUACCUCUGCUGAAGACCCAUUCAUUGCAAUUCAUGCUGAUUCAAAGUUGUAAAAUUUAAAUUAAA